Molecule: messenger RNA, 891 nt
Organism: Dermacentor silvarum
Lineage: Eukaryota; Metazoa; Arthropoda; Arachnida; Ixodida; Ixodidae
Exons: 6
Coding region: 1-867 (288 amino acids)
Source: RefSeq, a predicted model, not a curated record
AUGCGGAAGCAGAGCAACGUGACCUUCAUCGUCUCCUUUGAUGCCGACGAUCUUCUGAGGAGACUCCUUGCGCACAGGUCCUCGGAGCACAUGCAGCUCUUCGCGAACAACGUACGCGUCUUUCUGCGCUUCUACGACUUCGACGGUUUCGACAUUUACAAGAUUCAUUUCACCGUUGAGAACCAGGACUAUAUAUGGGGGAACUUGUCUUUGGUGCAGAUACUCAACAAGGAGCUUGUUUCUGGCGGCGAGUACCUUUUGUCCGUCGGCUUCACAUACGACGAUGAAGUCCCGCCUGAAGGACUGGCUGAAGCACUCAAGCACGCGACAUUCUCGAACCUGAUCACGCACGUUGCUCCAAUAGACAUCUGGAACUCGACGGUGGCCGAACCGCCCAACCACUUUAACAAAUUGAAACAUGAGAUCGAAAGAGUGCAGGCGGUUCGCAAGCUGCAGCCCGACCACGUGAUGUGCUACACGCUGACGCUAUGCAUCGCGCACUACGUCGUGCUCGAGGGCACGCCCUUCGAGCCAGCCCGUGGGGAGUUCUUCAACUUCCAUGAAAUGUCAUGCGACCGGAUUUCCGAGAUGGACACGGAGCAUAGUAAAGCCGACGGCAUGUCCAUCGUGUCUGCUGACGGCAGCAUCUACUACGCCUAUGACACCACCACAACUCUGCUUGAUAAGAUACGCCAGUUGGACCCGCACGGUAUGUGUGUCUCGCUGUUCGAUGUUCAGUGCGACGACACGGAAGACUGCGAGGAAGGCCGUUACUCGAGGAUCGAGGCCGUGAAGAAGGAAGUCGGCGUCUUGGAUGCACAGCGAGAACUCAUGCUCCAGCUGCGACUCCGUCACGGACAUCUGUGAACGUGACAUUCUAAGGAGAUGGAU